This is a messenger RNA of Exophiala spinifera, 567 nucleotides long. Its product is annotated as golgi apparatus membrane protein TVP23. Bases 1 to 567 code for a protein of 188 amino acids. Gene Ontology annotation, biological process: vesicle-mediated transport; protein secretion. NCBI's taxonomy places the organism in Eukaryota, Fungi, Ascomycota, Eurotiomycetes, Chaetothyriales, Herpotrichiellaceae. The record is from RefSeq and is a predicted model, not a curated record. The transcript is spliced from 3 exons. Gene Ontology annotation, cellular component: Golgi membrane.
AUGGCAGACGAACCGGGCUCGCUCAACUGGCGCCUGAGCGCGCACCCCGUUACCCUCCUCACAUACUUGGGCUUCCGAAUAGGCAGCCUGUUGAUGUACCUCUUCGGGGUCCUCUUCAUCCCCAACUUCGUGCUGGUCUUCAUCCUCACGCUCCUCCUCCUGUCGAUCGACUUCUACUACCUCAAGAACAUCGCGGGCCGCCGCCUCGUGGGCCUGCGAUGGUGGAACGAGGUCAACACCUCGACCGGCGACAGCCACUGGGUCUUUGAGUCGGCUCCAGAAGGGACCCGUGACCAGAACAAGACGGACAAGCGCUUCUUCUGGCUGAGCAUGUACAUUGGACCGGCGCUGUGGGUGGCAUUGGCUAUACUGGCUAUCGUGAGGUUACAGAAUCUGAUCUGGCUGGUUACGAUUGCCAUCGCACUGAUCCUCACCAUAACCAACACGGUGGCCUUUUCGAGAUGUGACAAGUUCAGCCAGGCGUCGAGUUUCGCCGGCACAGCAUUCCUGGGCUCCGGAAUUGCGAGAAACCUGGCUGGGAACAUGGUGGGACGCUUCUUCAAGUGA